AUGUCUCCCACCACCACCAUCCUCAGAGCCACCUUCCGCACCCCCCAAUUGCUGUCUCGCAGCUUCACCACCUCGCAUCCCCACGCCUCCCGCCUGCGUCAACCCGGCGAACCCACGGGCCCCAACGAACCCCCAUCGCACAUCUCUGCCCCACCCUCCAAGUCGCCUCUCAAGGUCUGGCCCAUUGUCGGUAUUUUCGCCCUCGGCAGCUUUCUCUUCAAGAAGAUUGUCGACCAGCGCAAGGAAGAAGCCGCAUACAAGCCUCCAGGGUCCUGUAACGUAUACAUCUUCGACGAACAUCUCAAGAUGCCUGCUAUCGACAACCUCGGCGCUACGACGCGCACCAGCCCUCUUUGGUCGGCGGAUGAGGUCACUGUGAUCUUCGUCCUCGGCGGCCCUGGUGCGGGCAAGGGGACGCAGUGCCAGAAACUCGUGUCGGAUUAUGGCUUCAAGCACCUCUCUGCUGGAGACUUGCUGCGCGAGGAGCAGGACCGUCCUGGUAGCGAGUUCGGCGAGAUGAUCAAGGCGUACAUCAAGGAGGGCACGAUUGUGCCCAUGGAGGUUACCGUCCAGUUGCUGGAGAAUGCUAUGAAGGCAAGCAUGGCAGGCGAGAACAAGAAGGGGCUGUUCUUGAUUGAUGGCUUCCCUCGCAAACUCGACCAAGCCCACGCCUUCGAGCGCACCGUCGUGCCCUCCAAGUUCACCCUCUUCUUCGAGUGCUCCGAGGCCGUCAUGGAGAAGCGCCUGCUACACCGUGGUGAGACUUCUGGCCGUGCUGACGACAACCUCGAGUCGAUCAAGAAGCGCUUCCGCGUCUUCGUCGAGACGAGCAUGCCCGUGGUCGACGAGUUUGAGAAGCAGGGCCGGGUAGUCAAGGUCAACGCCGAGCGGGACCCGAACGAGGUGUACGCCGAUGUUCAAAAGUUCUUUGCCGAGAGGGGUGUUAAGCCCAUCUAGCUCAAGUUCGUGCAGACGUAGAAUGCAUAGACCUUGAGACAUCACGAUAGACGGCUUCCGUAGAAUAAUUGCACAGUACAUAUC
Molecule: messenger RNA, 1041 nt
Organism: Parastagonospora nodorum SN15
Lineage: Eukaryota; Fungi; Ascomycota; Dothideomycetes; Pleosporales; Phaeosphaeriaceae
Exons: 3
Coding region: 1-957 (318 amino acids)
Biological process (GO): UDP biosynthetic process; CDP biosynthetic process; 'de novo' pyrimidine nucleobase biosynthetic process
Cellular component (GO): nucleus; cytoplasm
Molecular function (GO): ATP binding; UMP kinase activity
Source: RefSeq, a predicted model, not a curated record